Messenger RNA from Zingiber officinale, 1374 nucleotides. RefSeq names its product carbohydrate-responsive element-binding protein-like. The transcript has 3 exons. The coding region runs from base 1 to 1374 and encodes 457 amino acids. The record is from RefSeq and is a predicted model, not a curated record. NCBI's taxonomy places the organism in Eukaryota, Viridiplantae, Streptophyta, Magnoliopsida, Zingiberales, Zingiberaceae.
AUGGAGAUAAUGAGGCAAGGUCGAGUUAUUUUGGACAAGCGACCGCUUCCUUACUCGACUUCGACCUCUGUCAGUAUGGCUUCCAAUGCAAAUCCCCGACCUCGUCUUCCUCGCCGAGCCACAUCUAAUGUCCGACCUGCCUCUUUUGCUCAUCUCGUUCGUCCCCGGGCUGCCCACACAACCCGGCCUGCCGCCACCGCUCGCCCCCGGGUUGCGUGUCCACCCCAACCUGCCGCCCCUGUCCGUCCCCAGGCCUCGACCCCAGCCCAAUCCUUCACCCCGACACUUCUCCAAUCAAUCCCUUCCCCAACUACUUAUGUUCCUGGUCGUGGCCUCGGUCAAAGAGCCAACGUGCAUUACGCCAGCCCUGCCUUCAGAGAGGCUUCUCAGGCAGCUCGUCAGGCCCGUUCUGUAAAUGAUCGCUCGGGUCAGGAUGCCCCCACUUCUUCUCGACGCAGGGUUCGGUUGCCUUCCGAAGACUCUGAUUCGGAUGACCAACCUUUGACCCAGAGACUUCACCGUAGGGCCCUUGAUGCCAUGCCAGACUCAGGCCCUUCCACUGUUCCUCCAUCGCCUCCUACAGCAACCCCGACUUCUGUCCCGAGCCAGGCAGAGGCUCCUCCUGCUCCGCCUAAUAUUCAGGUCGAGCCUCCGUUGGCUCAACCUUCCACCUCGCAGCAGCGUCAGAGCAAUGAAGUUGGCCCCUCAGAUCUCCCUUCACUAGUUACCCCACCACCAGAGCCUCCUCAGGAUGUUCCCACCAGCUCCCUCAAGAUAAAAGGUCGUUUGGCCACUUUAUGGGAAGAGAGCCUGCGGCAGAUGGACUCCUUGCCCCCUGCCCAGAUGGAAAAAUUUUCAGAGUUGUAUAUCAAGAUUGAGGGUCUUCAAGAAGAAAGAAGCCUGGCUGAGGUUGUGCAUCAACAACACAUGGACCAACAAUCUUUGGAGCAUCAGCGGGCUAUCAAUCAACUGACCCAAAAGCUGCGGGCCGCUGAAGCUUUAGCGCAAGAGCAGGACCAGAAAUUAAAGUCUCAGGCGACCCAAUUGACGUCUCAGGAGGCAGAACUCUUGGCAGCCCGGACUGAACUAGCCCAGGCCCGAGCUACUGCUGAAGGAGUAUCUACCACCCUGACUAUUUAUAAGGUCGGGGAGGAUGAUCGCUGCAGACGAAGUCGCGACCUGUACCUGCGUUCCCCAGAGUUUUGUACACAAGCAGGACAGUGUUUCUCUACUUCUGUUGUAUAUGGUGCGGCCGGGUCCCUACGACAGCUCUAUGAACAGGACUACCUAAAAUCAGCUCCUCCCGCUGAGUUUUUAGACAUUGAUCGGAUCCUUAAAGAGAUCCCAGAUGAGGUCUUUGCCCCGUUCAAAUGA